UGUUGGUUCUGCUCAACCUGAAACAAACAUGGCAGCUGCAGGUCUCCAGAUUGUGGGCAUCUUUUUGUCAACCAUUGGCUUUCUGGGCGAUAUCAUCAUCUGCGUCCUGCCCAUGUGGAAGGUGUCUGCGUUCAUCGGGAACAACAUAGUGACGGCGCAGACCUUUUGGGAGGGCCUGUGGAUGAACUGUGUGAUGCAGAGCACCGGGCAGAUGCAGUGCAAGGUCUACGACUCCCUGCUGGCCCUCCCCAAUGACCUGCAGGCAGCCCGGGCCCUCGUCGUGAUCUCCAUCCUGAUCAUCUUGAUGGGAAUCCUGCUUGCUGUCGUAGGAGGAAAAUGCACCAACUGCAUUGAAGAUGAAGACGCCAAGAGCAAGGUAGCCAUUGCUGCGGGAGUGUUCUUCAUCAUCGGUGGCAUCCUGUGCUUGAUCCCUGUGUGCUGGUCUGCGCACGUGGUCAUCAGAAACUUCUACAACCCCAUUAUGAUGGACUCACAGAGGAGGGAGCUGGGAGCGUCGCUGUUCAUCGGUUGGGGCUCAGCAGGACUGUUGUUGAUUGGAGGGGCACUUCUCUGCUGCCAGUGUCGCCAGCGUAAAGACAGCCGAUACUCUGUCAAAUAUUCUGCCCCAAGCUCAGCAGCUCGUGGAGGAGCCUAUGUUUAAAAUGUCUUGAUCUAGGAGACUGAACUCUUCACUAAUGUUUUAUGAUUUUUAACUUUAUUUUAAGAUGUUGACUUAUUUUUAAUAAAGUGUAUAUAUUACUUACAA
Molecule: messenger RNA, 766 nt
Organism: Cyclopterus lumpus (lumpfish)
Lineage: Eukaryota; Metazoa; Chordata; Actinopteri; Perciformes; Cyclopteridae
Product: claudin-like protein ZF-A89
Exons: 1
Coding region: 29-661 (210 amino acids)
Biological process (GO): bicellular tight junction assembly; cell adhesion
Cellular component (GO): bicellular tight junction; plasma membrane
Molecular function (GO): structural molecule activity
Source: RefSeq, a predicted model, not a curated record